GUGACAGCCCAGCUCCGCGCGCGCGGCCGCCGCCAGAGCCGGCGCGAAGGGGCAGCGCGGCCCCGCGGUCCCCGGGCGGCAGCAGCGGCCGCCUAGUCCCGCGCCUCUCCCGGCCCGCAGCCCCGCGGUCCCGCCGCCCCGGGGCCGCCACCUCUCGGGGCUCCCCCGGUCCCCGCGCGCAAGAUGGCUGACCCGGCUGCGGGGCCGCCGCCGAGCGAGGGCGAGGAGAGCACCGUGCGCUUCGCCCGCAAAGGCGCCCUCCGGCAGAAGAACGUGCACGAGGUGAAGAACCACAAAUUCACCGCCCGCUUCUUCAAGCAGCCCACCUUCUGCAGUCACUGCACCGACUUCAUCUGGGGCUUCGGGAAGCAGGGAUUCCAGUGUCAAGUCUGCUGCUUUGUCGUGCACAAGCGUUGCCAUGAGUUCGUCACGUUCUCCUGCCCUGGUGCGGACAAGGGCCCAGCCUCUGAUGACCCCCGGAGCAAACACAAGUUUAAGAUCCACACCUAUUCCAGCCCCACCUUUUGUGACCACUGUGGAUCGCUGCUGUAUGGACUCAUCCACCAGGGGAUGAAGUGUGACACCUGUAUGAUGAACGUCCACAAGCGCUGCGUGAUGAAUGUCCCCAGCCUCUGUGGCACCGACCACACGGAACGCCGCGGGCGCAUCUACAUCCAGGCUCACAUUGAAAGGGAGGUCCUCAUCGUUGUCGUAAGAGAUGCUAAAAAUCUUGUACCUAUGGACCCCAAUGGCUUAUCAGAUCCCUACGUUAAACUGAAACUGAUUCCUGAUCCCAAAAGUGAGAGUAAGCAGAAGACCAGGACCAUCAAGUGCUCUCUCAACCCCGAGUGGAACGAGACCUUCAGAUUUCAGCUGAAGGAAUCAGACAAGGACAGAAGACUCUCUGUAGAGAUCUGGGAUUGGGACCUGACCAGCAGGAAUGACUUCAUGGGAUCUCUGUCAUUUGGGAUUUCGGAACUGCAAAAGGCCGGGGUCGAUGGCUGGUUCAAGCUGCUGAGCCAGGAAGAGGGCGAGUACUUCAAUGUGCCUGUGCCACCCGAGGGAAGCGAGGGCAAUGAGGAGCUGCGGCAGAAGUUUGAGAGAGCCAAGAUCAACCAGGGUACCAAAGCUCCAGAAGAAAAGACAGCCAACACCAUCUCCAAAUUUGACAACAAUGGCAACAGGGACCGGAUGAAACUGACCGAUUUUAACUUCCUGAUGGUGCUGGGGAAAGGCAGCUUUGGCAAGGUCAUGCUCUCGGAGCGGAAAGGCACAGAUGAGCUCUAUGCCGUGAAGAUCCUGAAGAAAGACGUGGUGAUCCAAGAUGACGAUGUGGAGUGCACGAUGGUGGAGAAGCGGGUGCUGGCCCUGCCUGGGAAGCCGCCCUUCCUGACUCAGCUCCACUCCUGCUUCCAGACCAUGGACCGCCUGUACUUUGUGAUGGAGUAUGUGAACGGGGGUGACCUCAUGUACCACAUCCAACAAGUUGGCCGGUUCAAGGAGCCCCAUGCAGUAUUUUAUGCUGCAGAGAUCGCCAUUGGUCUGUUCUUCUUACAGAGCAAGGGCAUCAUUUACCGUGACCUAAAACUUGACAACGUGAUGCUGGAUUCUGAGGGGCACAUCAAGAUCGCGGACUUUGGCAUGUGUAAGGAGAACAUCUGGGAUGGGGUGACAACCAAGACUUUCUGUGGCACUCCGGACUACAUUGCCCCAGAGAUCAUCGCGUAUCAGCCCUAUGGAAAGUCUGUGGACUGGUGGGCAUUUGGAGUGCUGCUCUAUGAAAUGCUGGCCGGCCAGGCACCUUUUGAAGGGGAGGAUGAGGAUGAACUGUUCCAGUCCAUCAUGGAGCACAAUGUGGCAUAUCCCAAAUCCAUGUCCAAGGAAGCUGUGGCCAUCUGCAAAGGGCUAAUGACCAAACACCCAGGCAAGCGUCUGGGUUGUGGGCCUGAAGGGGAACGGGACAUUAAAGAACAUGCAUUUUUCCGGUAUAUUGACUGGGAGAAGCUCGAACGCAAGGAGAUUCAGCCACCAUAUAAACCAAAAGCUUGUGGGCGAAAUGCUGAAAACUUCGACCGGUUUUUCACCCGCCAUCCACCAGUCCUAACACCUCCUGACCAGGAAGUCAUCAGGAAUAUUGACCAAUCAGAAUUCGAAGGAUUUUCCUUUGUUAACUCUGAAUUUUUAAAACCUGAAGUCAAGAGCUAAGUAGAUCUGUAGAUCUCCGUCCUCCGUUUCUGUCAUUCAAGCUCAACAGCUCUCAUGGUGACAUUUUUUUUUUUAAUCAUUGCCAAGUUACAUCUGUGUUUUCUUUUCUGAUGAGGCUAGAGUGGCCAUGUUUCAGAACCCAAAUGUCCUCAGGUAGUUUGGAGCAUCUCGAGGAGAUGGGAUUAUGCAGGUGGCAUGAAGAAAGUGCUGCAUAAUUGAGACACGCUCGAAGUCCUCCCACUGUGCGCAACCCCAGCAUGUCGGCUCACGGGCCCACCGGGGAGAGAAAAAGCUUGCUUUCUCUCCCUUCUUCUCUGCACCGCCAUUUUUUUUUUACCCCGAUCAUCGAGUCUACAUCCUCCCUACAAAAUGGAUGGAUGAGCUGAAUGUUAACAAUAGCCUUUCACUUUCCAGACUGGGAGCUUGGCUUGAAUCCAACUGUAUGGCUGCUUUGCCCUAGAGGGAAUCCCUCCACACUGCCUCUUCUGCAGGCAGUAGAGCUUUGGAAAGAACGUGCUAAAAAUAAAUUUUUAUUUUUAUUUUUUAAACUCAACGUUAAGACGAUUAUCUAAGACCUGAAAGAAAGAAAGAAACCAAGCAAACAGGAAUGCGCUUUUAGACAAGUCCGUCUAAAAGCACUUCCAGGGUCAAAGGGCAAUCAGCUUGAGUGCUACCACCAUGCUGCAGUUUCUAACCCUGUGUGUCUGAAACUGGUACCCUCAUCCCCCAAACUACUCAAGAACGGCAUUUGGCACUGUUCCUGGAACCACAUGGUCACUCUAGCAAGGUCCCAAAGGACCGUGAUUUUACAUUACAUUUCAAACGUUAUUUGCUUUUUUUUUUAAUUUCUGUCAUUGUUGAAAUGCAAACAAACAAACAUACAAAAAAAAAAAAAAAAACAAAAAACAAAGUCACUUUGUUACACAUGCUUUAAAAACUAUGUCCAGAUGUCAUGAACCACAAUGGCCUGCUUUGUUGAACCAAGAAGACGGGGCCUGGCAGACUUGUGCCUGUGGGGAGGGGGUUUGUUGCGGUGUCCCGCUGGUGUUGGAGAACGGAUACUGGGCUCUGAGAAAGACAUCAGCUCUCCAAACCACGAUGGUUGCAUUCUUCAGUUUGAUGUCAUUUUGCAAGAUGUUUGUGGAAAUGUUCAUUUGCACUGUGGUAUCUGUUCUGAUAUUUUUCUCCUAGCAUCAAGGUACAAUAAAAAAAAAAAAAGACAGAAAAGAAAUCCUAUUUCAAAGAAAACUGUACUAUUUGAACAAUGAGGACCCACACUACAAAGUAGGGCCCAAGGAAGGAACUCAGGAAAAAGAGGGCUGAAGCUGCCUCUUAUGUAGCCUCAGUGGUCAACGAGCCAGAGAGCAGGGCCUGGAGACCAUUCAGGGAAUGCCUGGUGGCCUAAAAUGGGGUAGAGUAGACAGGCUGGAGCCUCUCCCACACACACACUGUCAGGGUUCAGAGUCCAUAUUCUCACCAGCGUCAAGCUUAGCCACUAGCUAGGAACGUGCCCAGGCCUCUUAAGCUUCUCAUCAAAAUUGCUACUCUUCCAAGUUUGAGCUUCCUUGAGCAAGCAACUCAGUGAGCUCCCAGAAGCCAAGUGGUGGGAGAGACUUCAUUUUCCUCUGGACAGAUGAGGACUGCAGGUGACCCCUCGCCCUUGCCUACAGCUCAGCUCCCUGUUCCUCUCUGGCAGUCCUAAAGGGAAUUCUUAUCAUAGGUCCAAAGAUUUCCUGGCCUUCUGGGGAUUCUGAGAAAUCCUACAGAAACUAUCAAGGGAAGAGCGCCUCCUCCUCUUUUAGAAAGCAUGCCUUGGAGUUCUGCUGAUGCAAAGACCCUCAUAGUUCCUUCUUUGCUGGCUUCUUAUGUCACUCUGCUUCAAGCUUGGCACCUGUCCCUCUUAGAUGAUGUGUAGCAAACUUGAUGUCCUAGCUGCCAAUCUUAGGAUGCUAGCGACAGGGGGAGAUCAGGGCAACCCCACUCCUCAUUUUAUUAUUGGGGCAGCUGGUAUCUGGAGAAUGGAAGUAUUUUCUUGAAGCUUGGUCAGUGAUAAUAUAAAUAGCAGGUAUCCUGACCUCCCAACACUGGGCUCUGUCUGUUCUAUAACAAAACAAAUAUUUCUGAGCCAUAUACCCACUCCCUAGAAAGUUAUGUAGGGGUCUUUCAUCUGGUUACCAAGUCACAAGGCUUUGGACAUAUGCUCAGAAUAAAAACCACAGUGAAACAUUGGGCAAGUGAGCUGAGACAACCUUAGAAAACAAUGUAGGAAAAAUGGAUAGGUGGAUAAGUAAAUAAGAUAGAUAGAUAGAUAGAUAGAUAGAUAAUAGUAUAUAUGUAAAUAUAUACACUACACUCUACAUUUUCAGAUUCUUGACAUUAUUUUUCAAGGGCCACAGUUUUCAGGAAUAGAUACUCAAGCCAAAGUCUCCCUUCCCUUAGCGUACCUUGCUGAGGGCGGGGCCCCAGAAACUUCUGUGGAAGUAAGGGAUCAUUAAUCAGACUUCCUACUGUGUUCUACCAACUUUGUAGAUCAAAGGAAACUAAGAAACAGCUUUCAUCACAUAAGAACUCGAGGGAAAUUUUUGAAAUUUCAUCCAAGAAGAAAUAUUUUCAUUUAUUUUUGCAGUCAUCCACUUAUGCCCCCUCCAUCCAUUCAGGUAACACUUACUGAGCACCAACUGCCAGGCUGGGUGCCAGGAUCAUGGUGAGAAAUACUAAACAUGCAGCCCCUCUCCUUCUCCCUCUUCUCCAGCAUGCCAUCUGUGGGAAAGACUAGAGUCCCCGGGUUUACUAAGAAAAUCCACUAUGGAUGUCUUUGCCGCUUCUUAGUCUCUCUACAGACCACAGUUUGAAGCCGAGGGCAUCGUCUCAACAAUCAUGUAGUGGGGAGGGGAGGGAAGGAGAGAGGUGAGAAGGACUCUUCUAGAAGGCCAAAGACACACUCUCCAUAUUUGAUCAAACUACAGAAAGCUCCCCCAAUGUCAACAGACAGGUACCAAGUUAUCUCUCCUUGGGAAGAAAGGGAGCUACCUGGCUUUAUGUUUAUUUCUGAAUCUUGAGUGUCACCUCUAUGGUACAUCAUUCAGAUAGCCACAGACCCUCUUAGAAUACUGCUAAUCACAGCACGUGACCCUUGACCGUAGCACACCUAAAACAGGCUUAAAUUUUCCACCAAAAUAAAAUAAAGCAAGAAAUGUAUUUAACUCCUGGGAGAAUUGAAGAAAAAAGAAAAAUGAAAUCGAAGAAAUCUAAUUAAAGUUGUUAACUGUGACCAGUUGUAUGUCUGGAUCCACGAAUCUACCCGUUUACGUUCUUAGGAUUCUCGCUGAUCUCUUCCGAGAAAGGACAGGAUCGUGAUUAAUGACCCAUGGGAGGCCAUUGGGAUUGAUGCUCUGCCUAGGAGGAGUAUUUCUGUUCUCAUGUUACUCCAGAUGCUACAAGGCUGAAAGAAUUGUCACAACAAAGGGGCCCCAUUCCCUCCCAAUAUGCUAGGGUAAAAUAAUAGAGGAUUUUCUGAGACUGCUCAGGAGAUGAAGCCCAUUAAAAGGAAGUCUUAUUUGGAAUACAUAGCUUGUUGAAGUAUAGCAAAUAAGAGAAGCCUUCCAAAGUUAGAGUUGGUAGGAGGGGAAGUUCUGCCACAUCCUCUCAGAUAAGGAUGGAUAAGUAGGGAGAGACCCCCCAGAAGAGGAGCUGUCUGUCUUCUGGCCCCAGGUCUGCCCUUCUCCCACCCACAGAGAGCCUUCCAGCUUCCAGACCUUGCCCGUACUCAUCCUGUGCUCCAGUGCAGUGUCCGUUUAUGUAAGCCUUAGGGCUGUUGGAAGUAACUGCUCUCAUUUUGCUUCAGUGUGAAGAAAGAUCAGCCUCAGGAAUUAGAGAAAGCAAGGAGGCGCCCCUUUAACCAACACUUCUUUUAUUGGUUCAGCGAGUGCUUACGAACAGCCUACUGUGUGCUCAUGAACAGCCUACUGUGUGCUCGGUACUGUUCCUGGCAUUGGAAGCACAAUGGCACAGGAACAGACAAGGGUCUUGCCCUCCUGGAAAGAAACAAAGCAGUAAAUGCGCAGAAGACAAUGGGAAAGGUGCUGACCUGUGGUUUGUAGAAUCAUGACAGAAAAAAAAAAAAACAGACAGUAUUAAAGAAACAGAAGACAUCCCAGUUUCCCUCUGGAUCAAAAAGGAACACAUUGAGUGCCCAAGCCUAGAACCUUCCACAAAAGGCACACUGAAAUGUGUGAAUAGGACACAGCAAAAGAUGGCCUGCCAUGUAGAAAACAACUUCAGGAGUAGCCUGUCCCUCUCUGCCCACACUCUUCCAGAGGACCUCCUGAUGCCAGUUUGUCCCUCUCAAUCUCAUUACCCUACUCUGACAGCCCAGGAGGAAGUAGGGAAUAUCUUGUCUGUCUCAAAGGAGCAGCCAAGAAGUAGUAGUUCUAAGCCUGGCAACAGAAAAUCCUUAUCAACCAGUCUCCCUGUUAGGGGCUAAGCCUACUAAGAUUGACCAAACUGAGUCAACCAACAAAGUCCAGUGUGACACAACCUUGGCUUCAGUCAGGCACCUGCUACCCCGUGCUCGAGGAUCCCAGGCAUUGUGAAAGCAGCCCUUAGGCUGUCUCUCCAGCCAGAGCAGCUGUAAUGAGGUAAAAUACCUGCUAUGUGGUCAGACACAAAUCAGGAGCCCACUUUUGCAGUCUUGGGCAAGCCCCUUCACUGACCUGUGCCUCAGUUUUCUCAUACAUCAAACAAGGGGAGGCAAGGACAUCAACUUUGCCUUCUCAAGACAGGUGAGGUGUAAUGGACUUACAGGGACCCUGGAGAGGCCAGCACAUCAGAAAGACCCACUAGUCAGCCCACAUUUACAUUCCCUGGUGGAACCCUCCUCAAACUGGAGCUAGUGGUGCCUAUACACAUGCAGGCAGGAAAAGGAAGGAAGGAAGGAAGGAAGGAAGGAAGGAAGGAAGGAAGGAAGGAAGGAAGGAAGGAAGGCCAGCUAGAUUACCAGCUAUGAAAGGAGUAGUUUCGUUUUUUCAACCUCGCCUUCUUAGAUCUUACUUUCAGCUUGGGAUUGUGUUUCUUAUAAAGAACACUACCAAUGUCUUUGAAGAGACUCUCUGGCUCACGAAAGCUCAGAUUCGACUUUGUUGUCAGCUUUUGAGCAGUCCCCUGAAGCUGAACACCUACCAAUCUUGUUUUGAGAGCUGAAUCUAAAAUAGGAGUUAAGUAGACCCUAGGAGAUUGGCCUGACUUGGAGCCAUAUCUCCUGACACAACUCCGGCUCCAGCUGGGGUGUGGAGACGGCUACCAGUGAGUCUCGGGCAUCAUGAGGAUGAGGUGGACGGUGCUUAGCCUCUUGCAGUGAACACUGAUCUGCUUUCCACACCUGAGAGCAGUGUGUUCAAACAGUUCUCAUUUUUCCGACAACGAAGUCAGCUCCUGACCACAGGGGUCGCUACUGAGUUAUUUUCCUCCAGGAUACUCAAAGAGCUAACUAACUCUAUGACGUUAGCUGUUAAAGGAAAUAGUUACCAAUGAAACUCACCUCAAAGGCAAAACAUAGAACUCCCUUACACACACACACACACACACACACACACACACACACACACACACACCUCUUUAGGGCAGUUCUUUAAAGAAAUCAAUGGAUCUUUUCUCACAGAAAAUUCGCACCAAGUUUUCCGCCCCAAAGCUUGCAUAUACGAUGAAGUGAAAACCGGUUACACGGAAUGUAUCUGCUAAAAACUGUCAGCACAGGGCUUUCUGACCGCUCCAGAGCUUUUUUAUCAGCCUUCUGGUAACUGGCAUGUCCUGGUCGUGUUUCUUGCUGCUGCUUCGGCUUCUGUGUUAAUGUCUUUGCUUUCCAUUUGGCAGAGAGACAAGCGAGACACCUCCAACUUCGACAAAGAGUUCACCAGGCAGCCUGUGGAACUGACUCCCACUGACAAACUCUUCAUCAUGAACUUGGACCAAAAUGAAUUUGCUGGCUUCUCAUAUACUAACCCAGAGUUUGUCA
Alexandromys fortis (reed vole) is the source of this 8215-nucleotide messenger RNA. It is a transcript of the gene Prkcb, whose product is annotated as protein kinase C beta. The coding region runs from base 184 to 2205 and encodes 673 amino acids. Gene Ontology annotation, molecular function: ATP binding; diacylglycerol-dependent serine/threonine kinase activity; zinc ion binding. The transcript is spliced from 17 exons. The record is from RefSeq and is a predicted model, not a curated record. Gene Ontology annotation, cellular component: nucleus; cytoplasm. NCBI's taxonomy places the organism in Eukaryota, Metazoa, Chordata, Mammalia, Rodentia, Cricetidae. Gene Ontology annotation, biological process: protein phosphorylation.